Zonotrichia leucophrys gambelii is the source of this 827-nucleotide messenger RNA. RefSeq names its product death associated protein like 1 (gene DAPL1). Lineage: Eukaryota; Metazoa; Chordata; Aves; Passeriformes; Passerellidae. Gene Ontology annotation, biological process: cellular response to amino acid starvation; apoptotic signaling pathway; negative regulation of autophagy. Gene Ontology annotation, molecular function: death domain binding. The record is from RefSeq and is a predicted model, not a curated record. The transcript has 4 exons. The coding region runs from base 29 to 673 and encodes 214 amino acids.
AGCAACGUUUUUAAAAGUCCCGCCCCUCAUGCCGCUCCCUCACGCCGCUCCCUCACGCCCCUCCUCUCCUCUCUCACCUGCCCUCACACCGCCCCUCACACCGCCCUCACGCCGCUCCCCGCCUCUCUCACCUGCCCUCACGCCGCUCCGCCUCUCACACCUCCCUUCAGAGCGCUUCCCGCCCCUGACUAUCGGCUUCGUACCGCCCCUCACACCGCUCCCCGCUCUCAGGACCCUGCCCCGCCCCGCCCCGCGCGCUCCGAACCGCCGAAGGCGCUGCCGCUCGGGUCGGUGCGCGGUUUCGUGGUCCUGCCCUGGCCUGCCCCGCUUGGUUCCCGGCGCUCCCGGUUCCGCCAUGGCGCUGAGGAAGAGUGUCCCGCCGGGCCGCCGCCCUCCCGCAGUUAAAGCUGGAGGUAUGAGAGUGUCUAAAAAGCAAGAAAAUGGACCUGUUGAGAAAAAUGCUAAACUUCCAGGAAAAGAAAAGUCAAGUGCUAUUGUCAGUUUUACAAAACCUCAGAACAUGGGAGUCUUGGUAGCAGAAGCACUGAAUAAAAUGAGCCACAAAAUCCAUGCAGCAACAUUACAAGUGGCUCACCAAAAGCCACAACCUACCUUGGAGAAGUUCAUACUGCCUAAAAGAAUUUACAUUAUUCAACAGCCACGGAAAUGUUAAGAUAAUCAGUAAAACACUUAUGUUUACUUAAAAGUGAGUUUCGAUUCUAUAUGGCACGUAGCACACUGUGGUGAAGUGCUCAAAAGUUGUGUGCCUUGUAUCUUGCUGUGUUUCUGUUACUGACAAUAAAAUAUGAGAAGAGUUACUAAAUGUA